AUGGCCGAGCUGCGCGCCCACCCGGCGUUUGUCGCGCUGCCGCCCGCGCACCGCGUGCUUCCCGCCACGGCGUCCGACCUGCGCCUGUACCGGCAGGACUCGGACCAGUGGUGGGCGUGCCACGCCGGCCGCAUCAGCACGAGCGCGUGCGCCGCCUGCCUCGGGGUGUACGAGGAGCGGUCGGCGAAGGAGCUCGGCGUCCCGCCCUCGCUCCGCGGGCACGGCAAGGCGCUCGACGCGCACGCGCGCCUCCAGGCGCCGCUCCUCGCCGACUACGCGCUCCUCCGGGACGCGGCGGGGAAGGUAGACUCCGCGUCCGCCGACGCCGACGACGGCCACGGGGCGGUGUGGCGCUCGCGGCCCGCCUCGUCGGCGGGGGCGGUGCCCUUCCAGCGCGAGUACGUGCCUCGGCGGUCGCGGCGGGCGGAGGGCGGGACGCCGUACCGUACCGUCGGCCAGGUCCGGAUGGCGUGGGGCAAUGCGCAGGAGGCGACGUCCGUUCUCGCCGCGGCAAACUACCUCUGGGCGCGCAACGCCACCGUGGAGGAGGCGGGGCUGCAGCCGCUCGAGGCGCUGCCCGAGAGCGUGCUGGCGGCCCUGCCGCCCGGCCUCCCUCCCAUCGGAGCGAGCCCGGACGCAAUCGUGCGCUGGCCCGACGGCUCCGUCGAGCCCUUCGAGGCCAAGAACCACGCGCCGUUUGCGACGUGCCGCGCGCCGCAGCCCUGCUUCGAGGUGCGGGACCCGGGCCCGUUCGACGGCGUGGCGGUGUGGCACGUGCCUCAGCUCUACCUGCACAUGCUCUGCUUGGGCGAAGCGUGCAGCUCCGCCCUCUUCCUCUCCUGCUCCGCCACGAAAGGCGCCAACCUCUUCCGCCUGCGGCGGGACACGCAGCUGCAGGGGCUCGUCCUCAAGUUCGUGGCGCGCUUCGCCGACCGCCACGGCGCCGGCCAGCCGCCGCCGCCGCCCGACCACUUUUGGGGCUGCCGCGAGUACGCGUCGCUGCUCGAGGGCCUCUCGCGCGCGAGCCGCGAGGCGGUCGAGCUCGUCGCGCACAUCCCGCACGCAGAGAUCCAGAGAGGGCCGGAGGCGCCGCUCUUCUUGUGA
Messenger RNA from Emiliania huxleyi CCMP1516, 1104 nucleotides. RefSeq lists its product as hypothetical. Lineage: Eukaryota; Haptophyta; Isochrysidales; Noelaerhabdaceae. The record is from RefSeq and is a predicted model, not a curated record. The transcript has a single exon. The coding region runs from base 1 to 1104 and encodes 367 amino acids.